GAGCCACGUGGGGAGGAGCAAAACCCAGAGGCCCGGGGAACCUUGGGCAGAGCCGAGCCGCGGGAGCCCGAGCCGGGCGCGCGGUUCUUGGAGCGCACCGUCCCGGCGGAGCACCGCCUCAGCUUGCCUUCCUUGCGCAGCGGGAAGAAGAGCCGGUGCUGAAGAGAGCUAGGGUCCCGAGCUCCAAUCCUUCUUCCAGAGCUGCUAGGCUGCCUGCUGCCCCGGCCGCCCCAGUGGGACUCGGGCCCCCCACCCCGGCGCCACCUGCGUCCCGGUUGCGCUAUGGAUCCUUCGGAGAAGAAGAUAUCAGUGUGGAUCUGCCAGGAGGAGAAACUGGUGUCCGGCCUCUCCCGCCGCACCACUUGUUCGGACGUAGUGCGGGUGCUCUUGGAGGAUGGCUGCCGGCGGCGACGGCGGCAGCGGCGGAGCCGGCGGCGGGGGGCGGCUGGCGACCCGCCAGGCCCGGGAGAGCUGCCGGAACCCCUGGACGAGGACGACGAGGACGACGACGACGAGGCGCUGCCCCAGGGCAUGCUGUGCGGGCCCCCGCAGUGCUAUUGCAUUGUGGAGAAGUGGCGGGGCUUUGAGCGCAUCUUGCCCAACAAGACGCGCAUCUUGCGCCUCUGGGCCGCCUGGGGCGAAGAGCAAGAGAAUGUGCGCUUCGUGCUGGUGCGCAGCGAGGCGUCGCUGCCCAACGCGGGGCCCCGCAGUGCCGAGGCGCGCGUCGUGCUCAGUCGCGAGCGCCCCUGCUCCGCGCGAGGGGUCCCAGCGCGGCCCAGCCUAGCCAUGACCCAGGAGAAGCAGCGGCGGGUGGUGCGCAAGGCCUUCCGCAAGCUGGCCAAGCUCAACCGGCGGCGCCAGCAGCAGCCGUCGUCGCCCUGCUCGUCCACGUCGUCGUCCGCAGCCUCAUCCUGUUCGUCGUCGUCAUCGCCGCGGGCCACCGAGAGCGCCUCGGUGGAGCGUAUGGAGACGCUGGUGCACUUGGUGCUGUCCCAGGACCACACCAUCCGUCAGCAGGUGCAGCGGCUUCGGGAGCUGGACCGCGAGAUCGACCGCUACGAAGCCAAGGUACAUCUGGACCGCGUGCGGCGACACGGAGUGAACUACGUGCAGGACACCUACUUGGUGGGUGCCGGGAUCGAACUCGAAGGUACCGGCCCAGGAGAGGAGCCGGAGCCCGAGCCCGAGCCGGCGGCAGCGGCGGCAACGCCGCCGCCCCUGGACGGCGAGGCGAAGGCGGUUGCGCUGGAGGAGCUGGCCCGGCGCUGCGACGACCUACUGCAGUUGCAGGAGCAGCGGGCCCAGCAGGAGGAGUUGCUCGAGCGCCUCUCGGCCGAAAUCCAGGAGGAGCUGAACCAGAGGUGGAUGAGGAGGCGCCAGGAGGAGCUCGCAGCCCGGGAGGAGCCCCCGGACGCCGAGGCAGGCCUCGACGGUGAGCUGCUGCUGGAACGCGAGCGAGUCCGGACGCAGCUCAGCACCAGCCUCUACAUCGGGCUCCGGCUCAACACGGACCUGGAGGCAGUCAAGUCGGACUUGGAUUACAGCCAGCAGCAGUGGGACAGCAAGGAGCGCGAGCUCCAGGGCCUUCUCCAGACUUUGCACACUUUGGAGCUGACGGUAGCGCCCGAUGGGACUCCAGUGUCCAGGGGGCCCUCGCGGGACCCCGGGCCUCAGGCCUGCGCCGAGGUGUGGGUGGACCAGGCCCGCGGACUGGCCAAGAGCUGCCCUGGUAACGACGAGGACUCGGACACCGGGCUGAGCUCCAUGCACAGCCAGGACUCGGACUCGGUGCCCGUGUGCGAAUCCCUUGUGUAGGAGGAGCAGGGUGAGAGGGGGAGACCGCCGCCUCCCCCUUCCUUGAAGAACUCCGGCGUGGCCGGCUCAGGGACUUGAAACCCGGAGGGGAGUGGGCCCCAAGCUUUUGCCCGCCAGCAGCCCUCUGACUGGGCAGGGGGUGGGUGGGUUACGCCGGGCCUGCAGCGGCGCUGCUCAGGCCGCAGAGUGAAAGUGGAGGAUGUUGCUGGACGAGGAAGCUGGGUCUGCAUUACAGGCUCUCUCAGGGGAAGGAAGGAGGGGAGGAGGUGAAAACCCCCUUAUAUUGGAUAACAAACGCCCCAGGAAAUUGACGUGGUCCGAGCCCAUUUUCAAAAAAAGAAAAAAAAAGUAUUAUGGCGAUUUCAUCAAUUUUUUGUAUGGGGAGGACUGAUGGCAGCUAGAACUUUAGUUUGUGGUAUAAAAUACUUUUUAAAGAAACACUUGGGUGAAAAGGAAAUUCCUUGAAUGUUAAUUGUGACUGUGAACGUGUUAAAACUAGCCAAAGAGGACGCACUGGUGUUGGCCUCAGCCUUACAUCUUUGAUAAAAACCCAUAGGCACCCAAAUCCUGGCUGUUUACAUUUCUGCAUAUUUGGGAAUUACCCAUCUGCUAAACUCCUUGCCUUUUAUUUUCUUUCAAAGACUAACUCUGUCUCCUCCUAGCAAAUACAGUAUAUGUUAAAAUAGGGUCCUUUUUUUCAAACUCACCUUUUAUUAUUCUCAAAGCCAAAACUAACCCUUUGAGAUAUAGAAUCAGGGUGGACAUAACCUCUGGUUAAAAUUUAAUCUAGGUCUUUUACGAUUUGCUCCUGCAAAGGUGAUGUGUGUUGUCCUUUUAUUCUUAUUGCCACUUAAUCCUUCAGACACUGUUAUUCCAGAAAAAAAGGGAAGUUGCAGAAUUCAAGUACAACUACAUUUGCUGUUUAAUGAGCACUCUGAUUGAAAGGUAAGCCUUGAAAGCAAAGAUCUUUGUUAGUGUUCAACUUUUUAACUAAGCUACAUGAUUAAAACCAGCCAUGACCUCAACAGAUUUUACCAAACAAACCCAAGUCUAUCUUUGGUCAGAGAUUAAUUAGUUACUUGUCCAAACCUAAAUUGAGAUAGUGUAAAUAUCGAGUUUACUAGAUAAGACCUGAAAAGGAAACAUAACAUAAAACAAUCUAAUAGUACAUCUUAGGUGAAGAAUUUGGUUCACAACGGCACGUAGCCAUAGAUAAAAGCAUAUAAAAUGGAGCUAAAGACUUGAUUUGAAUUGCUCCUGUCUGGCUCACACCUUUGUAGACACCACAGCAUGCAAGCGCAAUGUUUCUCUCUUAAUAGCUAGUGACAGAGCCCUGUGGGGACUCAGUGUAAUUGUUCCAGUUAUUUCAAUGAAAACUUAUCAGUUGUAGCUAGUUGUUGCCGGGGUGGAAGGAGCCUGCUGGUGGUGUUCCCUCCGGAGCUCAGAACUUCUGAGGAAUGCGGGAUCUAAUCUCUCCUGAGGCGGUAUUAACAAUGGGGUGUGUGUGCGGUGCCAGCCUGGUAUCAGCCUCACUGUGUAGGGGCUGGCUCCAGUUUCAAUACUACAUGGGAAGAUAACUUAAGAGGUCUUACUUUGUAGAGGACUUUCUUCCUUGGAGAGAUUCUUGUUGCCAAGAGCGACCUGCUCACCUGACCUCCUCAAACCAUUUGAGCUGUCUCCUUUUAAAGAGACAGGCUUCCCCCCACCCUCCACCACCACCAUGCUAUUACAACGUGUGUAGAUAUUUUCAGAUUUUCAAGCAAAAUGGGAAUUAAAAGGCCGUUUUCUUAAUUGAUGUUUUGCAAAGACAUUAGCUGGCAUAAUUAUGGCUUUUUCAUUUCAUCUGAUGCAGAAAACACCUAUGGAUUUGGUCUUGAGCAUGGUUAAAAUGAGGAAGGGGCCAAAAGAAACCCACUGUCCCCAGACAAUCAUCUGAUCCCAUAAACACAAAGCCUAAUAAUAGCUUUCUUUUGGAGGCAGAGGUAAAAUCCUCAUUAGAGUGUGACAAACGCAACUUGUCUGAAUGGUUUAUGCUGGCAAUAGCCUGACCUGGUGGUUUUAAAAUUAUUGUGCUUUUUUCCCCACCCCCAGGGUGGCAGGGGAGGUGGUUCUUGGACGUUUAUUAACUCAAAAGAGAACACAGAAGUUGGCAGAACAGGACUGCCUGGCAGAAAGGGGCUGUUUUCCUUUUCACUAUUAUUAUUUUAAACUUUGACGGGCUGCUUAUGUCAGCAAAAUAUGCCUGAAGCCCAUAAAGCAAAUAAGCCACAUCACAGGGAGGAGGCCUGCAAGGCUUUCUGGUGCCCUCUUUCUAGAACCUUCCCAUGCUGGCCACCCGAAGGCGCUUCUCCAGCUACCUCUUCAGGCAGUGAAGGAAGUUUUGUUCGUAACAAAGCGUGGCCCAGUCUGCCCAUUUCUCCUUUCAUCCAAAUCAAUUAUUAUAUCCCCCAAAGGCACUUUCUGUGUGUGUAGGAGAAAGGAGAACAGGGUGAAAAAAGAAACAAUGGUUCCUUUUACUGAGAACUCUUGCAAGCCUGAGGAAGGUGAAAUAUGGGGAUAAAAAGUACCAAAACAGUGCCUGUGCUUAGAAAGUGCCUAGCAAACGCUAGAUAGCCUUAACAUUUCAUUCACUUUUAAAGCAAUCAGCAUGCCAGUAAGAAAUGAGGAUGAGUGUGUAACAGUGAAUGCACCAGCACCAGGAUUUAAGUGUGCUGGGGAAACCACCUCCUCUCCUGUGCUCCAAGUCUAGCAGAAUUCCUGGGGAGGAAUCAGCAAGCUUAUGGAGGAGAGGAUGAAACGGAGCUGACUCCUUACUAACCAACUCCAUACUUUUUUGGAAUUGAUAGGAUUUAUUGUAUCUUUGAUCUUCGUGAUCCCAUUCUCGGCCAUCUCCCAAACCAAAAAGAUUUUAUCUGGCAUCUCUGUUUACUUUCUCAUAAAACACGAUAAUGGUGAUGAUGAUUUGCUAAUUAGAAAAUUUAUAUUCUAUAGUCUUUAUGGUGGUCCUUAAAAUAACAAAUAAGAAGGAAGUCACUCAAAAUCAUAUCACCUAAAGUUAUCAUUAUCAAAAUUUGGUAUAUUUCCUCCCAGACCUUUUGAAUUGUGAAGAUUUCAUAUUUUGCUUCUUCUUUUUAAAAAUAUAAUUUUAAUGAGAUUUUCUGAAUGUUUUUAGGCUCAGGUCGACAGACUCCUUGUAUAUGGCUCCACCCAUGCAUUGCACGCACCCCAUUGCAUAUAAUUGUUCUCAUGUUAUUAGGUUGUUCCCAUUUUUUUUUCUAUUAUAAAACAACACUGUGAUAAGCUUC
This is a messenger RNA of Capra hircus (goat), 5120 nucleotides long. It is a transcript of the gene RASSF10, whose product is annotated as Ras association domain family member 10. The record is from RefSeq and is a predicted model, not a curated record. Bases 283 to 1815 code for a protein of 510 amino acids. Gene Ontology annotation, biological process: signal transduction. The transcript has a single exon. Lineage: Eukaryota; Metazoa; Chordata; Mammalia; Artiodactyla; Bovidae.